This is a messenger RNA of Selaginella moellendorffii, 441 nucleotides long. RefSeq lists its product as uncharacterized. Lineage: Eukaryota; Viridiplantae; Streptophyta; Lycopodiopsida; Selaginellales; Selaginellaceae. The transcript has 3 exons. The record is from RefSeq and is a predicted model, not a curated record. The coding region runs from base 1 to 435 and encodes 144 amino acids.
AUGGCACAAUCUAAAGGCGCUAGAGGGUCUAUUACAGAAGGGACUCAAAAGGAUAAGAAAGACAUCCAGAGUGUGCUGGACAAUUGGCACGAUGAUCUUCUUGAUGAUACCAACCGUAAACAGAGAACUCUACUUGGUCCAUUCAACACAAGAGAUAGAAAUAGCUCCUUCAACAAGGAUGGAUGGAGGCUUGACAGUCAAAGUAAUGGUCCUUUUGUGAAGUUCCCUAAAGAAGAUCCCGACACUAAGUACCAGAACUUUGCCAUCCAGUGGCAAAAGUCAGUCUAUUCAUGUGUGGUUGCUCCGCUCGGCCAAAGCCCCCGACCUGCACACGACCUUAUCAUAGAAGCAUUCAAUAAGAGCAUGGCGGAGUUAAAAGUUGCUGUUAUCAAGAGGAAGUCUGGAAACACUUGGGAGAUAGUGAUGGAAAAGUAAUCUCCU